This is a messenger RNA of Drosophila gunungcola (fruit fly), 1618 nucleotides long. Its product is annotated as corticotropin-releasing factor-binding protein. The coding region runs from base 354 to 1448 and encodes 364 amino acids. Gene Ontology annotation, biological process: negative regulation of corticotropin secretion; hormone-mediated signaling pathway; negative regulation of corticotropin-releasing hormone receptor activity. Gene Ontology annotation, molecular function: corticotropin-releasing hormone binding. The transcript is spliced from 7 exons. The record is from RefSeq and is a predicted model, not a curated record. Lineage: Eukaryota; Metazoa; Arthropoda; Insecta; Diptera; Drosophilidae.
GUCGUGCGGCAGCGUUGACGCAUCGUCCUCGUCUUCGUCCUGCAACGGUUUCUUGAUUUCUUUCACCCUGUAAUAAUAAGAACGGUUUCCCCGGCGCAAUUUCAAACCCGCAUCAAGUAUACGCAUCGAGUGCCAAAUAAGAAUCGCGUGCCUCCGUCGCUAAUUCCACGCUCUAAUGAAGUUAUUGGGUGCGUGAUUCCUGCGUUAAUCUCUGGACAGGCCAAGGAUCAAACGAAGGCGCUCCGGAACUCGCGGGAUAAUUGAAAAGUCGCCUCACCCUCCAAAUUCUGAAUCUCAAUAUCCCCGCGGGGAUUGGCUAUUUUAAUCUUCGGUUUCGAAAAUCAAAAGUCGCGAUGAAGCUUGUCGUUUAUCUCUAUUUGUCCAUGAUUAUUCUGGGCGUUCAGGCCUGGCCCAGUGUGAAACGGUCCUUUGAGCUCUUUCCCAACCCAGCGGUGCCGCACAAUGUGCACACGGUCUCAGAUUGCAUGCAUGUGGCCUCCGAGGCAGGUGACUAUAUCUUCAAGAAGCUCAACCCCCUGAGUUCGGCCCUCAAUCGAGAGGUAGCUCUGCUCGAGCUGGAGGCGGCAGCAGCUGCUGCUGGAGCAGGAGGAGGAUUGGGAGUGGGAGUGGGAACAGGAGUCGAAGUGGUUCCAGGAGAGGGAGAAGGAGCAGGAACAGGAACAGGUAGCGGGGCAAAUGUCCAGGAGCUGCAGCCCGAAGUCUGUGGGCUUUAUGUGAUUGGGGAGCCAGACACGAUUGUGGAGAUUACAAUGAAACACUACGAUGCGAACUGCGAGACAGGAGCCCUAAUGGCGUUUGUUGAUGGCUGGGAGCUGAAUGGCGAGUACUUUCCGGGCAUAAAGGAUCACCAUCGACCGUUGGAGGAGCGUGUUUACGAGUUUUGCAACAACUACAGACAAUGGCCCCGUGUCAGUAAUAAGAAGUUCUUCCGGUCGAGUCAGAAUGCCGCUUUGCUGCAGUACCGCAUUCCUGUUCGCGGCUCCUUUGUGGCCAAUGUGCGAUUCCACAAGAUCACGCAACCCUGCAAUGUUUUGGUCCAGGACACGGCUGCUAUGUACAAGAUGACCAACUUUGGCCAGGCUCGUAACUGUACCAUCUCGGCGCUUUUUCCGGCCGUGGUUUCCUUGGCCAGUUUGCGGAUUGGCGGAAAGAGUGUGAGAGCUCAGCAAAAGGUCAACUACGAUUGUCAAUUGCCCAGCGAUCGCCUGGAGAUUGGAGGAUCUGCUGGCCUGGACUCCAUCGGCAUGGAGCAGGCCAGUGCCGUGUGCGGAGCCUCCAGCGAGUUGGGACCGGAGCAGGCGAUGUUCUGCGGGGUGAGCACCGUGCGACUGGUUUCAUCCGGGAGGUACCAGAACCAGGCGGCCAUCGUCCUGCGAAAGGCCGAGGAGCAGGACAUCGACAUCGCCACGCUCAUCUGUGCGCUCUAAGUGGCGAGCGGGACUCUGUCCGAAAAUGUAUAUGUUUGUAAAAAAAAAAAAGGUAAACGAAUCCAGAGCAGCGGACGACACCUCCCCGGACUCCAUCGUAGUGCUUAAAACUUAACUCUUAACUUAAUCCAGCUAAUUCGCAAAGUAUUCGCUACCCGAGAGGCAUCUUA